UCUACAUUACGUGAAUGUUGACAUAAUUGUUACUAAACGACGUAUGAAUUUUCAAACCAAUUAAUUUUUCUAAUUGCAUAUCUUAUUACCAUAAUAUUUAAUAUCCAUUUAGAAGUCUAACGUCUAUCCAAUUAACAACGGGUACACUGUGCACGUGAGUCUAUAAUAUUAUGUAGGAAAACCUAGAAAUGUCUGAAGCCCAGUAUUGGAUUAGUGGGAGACUUACAUUUAGUGAAGUAUCGUGUCGGAAUGGAAGCACACGGGGGUUUGACGCCUAGUAAUCUUUGGCAACGAGGUGAAUUGGCACGUCGUAUGAUGGGAGAGCGGCCGUCUCCGGUACCUCCUACUAGAGAGCUGUGGCCUGCUGCAUCUGUACAACAGCCGCUUAGCAUUAGCACUUUACAUAUAGCAUAUCUGAAAGAUGAAGAUUUAUCUCCGAGAAGAGCAUCGACAUUACCUCCUCAACCAUAUUCUCCUACAACGAUCCCCAUAGAACGUGACUACAAACCUGGAAUGUGCACUGUUGGGACAAAUACCGAGCCUCUUCCUUCGCUCUUCGUUAGACUCAAAAAAAUUAUAAAAGGUGAAGAGCGCGACUCGAACGUUUUUCCUCCGCCAAUAGAGUUUACUCCCAUUAAUAGGGAAAGUUCUUCGGAUUACGAUGAAUCACCAUUGGAGCGCGCGUUUAACGGAAUAAAGAAAGUAAUUACAGGAGCUAAGUACCGUAUAGCACCCCGGUCGGAUACUGCCGAAAGUCCAAAAAUAGUGUACGACACGUCCAAACCGGGCGAUAGAAUGGUUUCUACAUUUGGUGCUAGUGAAUCUAGAAAGUGGUUUAAGUUACCGUCUCGGGCAAGUUACGUUCGGCGGCUUCGAGCGGUUGUUGACUGUUGCCAACGAACACCCCGUCGCCCCCCACGGCGCAAUGUGCAACCGAAUACCUUGCAGAUCACACAGGUGUGACAACCAAAUAUUGGUGUAGAAAUUUAUUUAUAUAGAUUAUUUGAACUGUUCCAGAACGCCUAUCGUGCUAAGUGCCGUUUACUAGAACCAUCCAAGCUUAAAUAGCGUUUUGGCUAAUAAAAGUGUUUUCAGUAA
This is a messenger RNA of Pieris rapae (cabbage white), 1098 nucleotides long. RefSeq lists its product as uncharacterized. The transcript has a single exon. The coding region runs from base 250 to 963 and encodes 237 amino acids. NCBI's taxonomy places the organism in Eukaryota, Metazoa, Arthropoda, Insecta, Lepidoptera, Pieridae. The record is from RefSeq and is a predicted model, not a curated record.